This is a messenger RNA of Leucoraja erinaceus (little skate), 1516 nucleotides long. Its product is annotated as collagen alpha-1(XVII) chain-like. The coding region runs from base 58 to 1431 and encodes 457 amino acids. NCBI's taxonomy places the organism in Eukaryota, Metazoa, Chordata, Chondrichthyes, Rajiformes, Rajidae. The transcript has 16 exons. The record is from RefSeq and is a predicted model, not a curated record.
CAAACAGCGAGCGGCAGCACAUCGACACACCGCGGCAGGCAGGCAGCUGCUAACGAAAUGGAGGUCAUUGGGAAUUAUCACAAACUGACCCACAGCGAUCAUUUGGAUUCCGGGAUCUUCGAGAGUGAGCGCGGCAGGAGAAUGGACAGAGGGGGCUUCUCCGACAAUGUCUUUACCGAGCAGGUGACCACAAAAGUGACCUCGCUGCCACCACGAGCCGGCUACUCUUCCAGUUCCUCAUCCCGGAGAACUGGCCACUCAAUGGGAUACGGGGCAGAUAUCAUCGGAUCGUCCAAUAGCUACCUCAUCGCAACUGGACGCGGCUCCAACGGCGGAUAUUCCAAGACUCGAUUCCCCAGCUCAUCAUACUCUAUCUCACCGGACACCACGCUGGAACGGAAAACUACUGUUGGCCGGAAUGCCGGAUACGAGGGGAGCUCCAGUGGGAAUUCUUCGCCUGAACUUUCCCGGAAAGAAUUCAGCAGCUCAAACACGAGAGGGAGGAGUCAGGGUCGAGAGAGUGCGAUCCGAGCCCGGCUGCAGAGCGCUUCACCCAAUGGACGCUGGACAGAGCUGGAGGACGUGAAGCGGUUGCUGAAGGGGAGCCGCUCCGCCAGCACCAGCCCUCCGCGCUCGGCUCCCAGCACCCUGCCCUACCCCAAGAAGGCCGUGGUGGAGACGAAGAUGGUGACUGCAAACUCCCAGUCAGUGUCAGGCCGAUACGACACCGCUCUCGUGGACUCUGCCCUGCCCACCUAUAACUGGACAUCCACAGUGCCGCCAGGCAGCUCCAGCGUGGGACUGCGCGAGUAUCGCAACAACCUGGCCACCACGGGCAUGCAGAUGUACAACACAACUGGAUCCACAUCUGUGACUGCUCACAACGUCCACAAGAACAAAGCAGCGAGCCCGUCGGCAGCAAGCGUGGGGAUGACCACCGUAACCGUGCAAGGGCUACCGAACAACCUUGUGGCCAACUCCAACCCGCUUGCUGGAAUGGCACAGACAGUGGGCACACACACCCAGGUUCUGGGCGUACAGAAGAACCAGGUGUCAAACUCGACCGUGGGCACCAGCGGCAACAGCUCCACAGCAAUGGCCCUGGGCACAGACGGGAUGCUGGACAAGGAUUACCGCUUUGUGCUUCUGGACAAGGAGAAGGCUCCGUCCACCCGUGAGGCCCAGCUCCUCAUCAUGGCCAAGGACAGCGGCAAGCUCUUCACCACCGUGUCCAGCGGCUUCUCCGGUUCGGAGGUGGACGAAAGUCUGAAGAAGGAACAGCUGUUGGCCACUAGGUCGGGGGCCGACAUCACAGCCCAGUCACGCGGUAAGAAUUGUUGGGGGGGGCUGAGGCCGGCGGGUACGCCCGCUCUGUCCGGGGAGCAGCGGGAACAACGGAGAAGGCUCCAAUUUGAACAUUCCCCUCUGUAAUGCCCAACUUAUGUGCGGCAGAGGUCUAUGCUGCCAGAAUUGUGACCCUUCUCUCGCCACUCUGCUACGCUCCCCUCUCCACUCU